UAAAGUUGUCGCAGAAAGUGAGAGAGAUAGAAAAACUUUUUGCACGCAAGCGCCUACGGCUAACUUCCGAAGAUCGCGUGCAAUCUUCAGUCAAGAGCAAACGUACGACACCACGAUCAAGGAAUUACAAAAAUGAAGAUCGCGGACGCGUCUCCGGUCGAUGAGCGUACGCUGUUCCAAAAUUUUAAUUACAAAUCGGAUACGGAAUACGUAAUGAGGAUCGCCAAGAUCCUGUUGAGCCCAGUCGGCGUCUGGCCGCUCUAUAGGAAUGACACUAUACUCGACAAGAUCAAGUACUUUUUCCACACAAGUUUUGUGUUCAGUCUGAUGGGCUUUCUGCUGGUGCCGCACGUCAUAUACACCUUCUUCGACGCUGAGGAUCUGACCAGGUACAUGAAGGUGAUAGCCGCGCAGGUGUUCAGCCUGCUGGGCAUCAUCAAGUUCUGGACGAUGAUCAUUAAUCGGGACGAAAUCAGUUGCUGCUUGCGGCAGAUAGAGAUCCAAUACCGAGACGUGGAGUGCGAAGAGGAUCGACUGGUGAUGGUGAGGAAUGCCAAGCUCGGUAGACAGUUUACGAUUAUGUACUUGGGGCUGCUGUAUGGUGGCGCGCUGCCUUACCACAUAAUCAUGCCGCUGGUGGCCGAGAGGAUCAUCAAGGAAGACAACACGACGCAGUUACCACUGCCGUACCUCAGCGACUACAUCUUCUUCGUGGUGGAGAACUCGCCGGUCUAUGAGAUAUUCUUUGUCACGCAGAUCCUGUUCAGCACCCUAAUUCUGUCCACAAACUGCGGCGUCUACAGCUUGAUCGCUACCUGCGUGAUGCACGCCUGCUGCUUGUUCGAGGUCGCUCGUAGGCAUAUAGAAACGGUGAUGGUCGAUGGAACUGAUGGUCUCCACGAGCGAUUCGGCCAUAUAAUUGCGCAGCACACGCAAGCACUCAGAUUUUCUGAGAUGAUCGAAAAAUCGUUAAACAUUGUUUUUCUGUCAGAAAUGGUUGGAAAUACCAUUAUCAUAUGUUUUCUUGAAUAUGGAGUUCUCAGGGAAUGGGAGGACAAUCAGAUAUUUGGCACGAUAAUAUAUUUGAUUUUAGCAAUUUCGAUUUUGGUAAAUGUCUUUAUCUUAUCAUCUAUCGGUGAUCGUCUUAAAGAAGAGAGUGAAAAAAUCGGCGAGGCAUCGUAUUUCAUCAACUGGUACGCUCUACCAGCGAAAAAUAUGAGCAACUUAAUUAUGAUGAUGGUCAGGUCGAAUCGUUCAUCAACUCUGACAGCCGGUAAAAUAUUUGAUAUCUCUCUGCAAGGUUUCUCCGAUGUAUGCAAGACGUCAGCGGCGUACUUCAAUUUUAUUCGAAUGAUUACAGCGUAAUGUUUGUUUAUCUGCUGAAAUAUCAACUAUCUCGCUCGAGAGACAUUUCAAUUGUCAAUUUCUUAUUUUCACACACACUCAAAUAUAAUAAUACUGA
Messenger RNA from Ooceraea biroi (clonal raider ant), 1462 nucleotides. RefSeq lists its product as uncharacterized. Gene Ontology annotation, cellular component: plasma membrane. NCBI's taxonomy places the organism in Eukaryota, Metazoa, Arthropoda, Insecta, Hymenoptera, Formicidae. Gene Ontology annotation, molecular function: olfactory receptor activity; odorant binding. The record is from RefSeq and is a predicted model, not a curated record. Gene Ontology annotation, biological process: detection of chemical stimulus involved in sensory perception of smell; sensory perception of smell.